UAGUAAAAAGAAGAAAACUGAAGAAAAUGCUUCUUAAAAGUAUAAGUAAAAUUCUACAUAAAACAUAUGUUUGCAAUUUCUUACCACAUAGAUAUUCUGCUUUAUUUAUAAAUGGACUAAAAGCUACAGAAAAUUUUGUAUUUUUACUCCCACACAUUGACUUCCCUGAUCGGUUGAGUGAUAAGGAUGUUUUAUUGAGAAUGUUAAAUAAAAGGAAGUCUAAUUUUGAUGUGGACAAAUUGGAAAACCUUUGGAAUGUUUAUAUUGAUUUGAAGAAACAUAAAACAGAAUGUGAUAAUAGACGAAAUGAAUAUUCUAAACAACUGAAUGAAUUGUAUAAACAUGAAACUGAAGGUAAUAAGAUAGAAAAGUUAAAAAUUCAAGUGAAUUUAAUAAAAGAAAAUUUAAAGAACCUUAAAGCUCCAUUAUGGGCAGCAGAGGAAGCUGCAAUUGUUGAAGCACUACACUUGCCCAAUUCAUUGCAUAAUCUUACUCCUGAUAAUGAAAAUAAACUAAUUUAUCAACACAAACAACCUCCAAAGAGUUGUAAGAAUCAUUCAAUAAUAGGUCAGGAGCAAAAUUUACUAAUGUUCAUGAAUAAUAACAAUUAUUACCUAACAGGUGAUGCGGCUUUAUUUGAGCUAGGAGCUAAGUUUUAUUUUAGCAAUUUUUUAAAAAGUUAUAAUUUUAUUCAAUUCUCAUGUCCGGAUUUUGUUAAAAGUUUGAUUGUUGAAGGAUGUGGUAUAGAUCACACUGAUCCUAAUUCCACAUUUAUUUUACAUGAUAAUGAAAAUAGUGAAGUCAAUGCAGAUAAGCGUAUGCAUUUAACUGGAGCUGGUUCUUUAUGUGCAUUUUUUGCAUAUCACGCUAAAAAUGUUAUAUACAGCAAACUUUUGCCGCUGCAAUAUUUUUCUAUGGGUCGCCUUUAUGCACCAAGGGAUAAUAAGGAAAACACUUUGUUUAAUGUCAGUCAGUCAUCAGUUGUGCAAAUGUUUGUUGCUACUAAAGAUGGUUCAGAUCUCGAUGCUCAGCUCAAUAAUGUUAUUGAAAUUAUAAAGAAUUUGUACAGCAAAUUAGACUAUCACUUCAGAUUAGUUUAUGUAGCGGCAGAUAAAUUGCACAAUUGGGAGUCAUUAAGAGUUUCUAUUGAAAUGUACUCAUCAUCUUUAAAAGAAUACAUAGAAAUUGGUAAUGUAUCUCUGAGUGGUGAUUACAUCAGUAAGAGGCUCAUGUUCACUUAUACUGAAAAUAAACAAAAUAAAUUCCCUCACAUCCUCUCUGGUACAAUAUUGAAUGUACCAAAGUUUUUAGGUUGUGUAUUGGAACAAGAUGCUGACUUUGUUAUACCUCAGCCUUUUAAGGUGGAAAAUUGGAAACAAAAAACAAUAUGUUAAUACUGAAUAAAUGUAUGUAUUACAAAAAAUAAAAUAGAAA
Molecule: messenger RNA, 1434 nt
Organism: Zerene cesonia (dogface butterfly)
Lineage: Eukaryota; Metazoa; Arthropoda; Insecta; Lepidoptera; Pieridae
Gene: Slimp
Product: serine--tRNA synthetase-like protein Slimp
Exons: 1
Coding region: 27-1394 (455 amino acids)
Biological process (GO): seryl-tRNA aminoacylation
Cellular component (GO): mitochondrion
Molecular function (GO): serine-tRNA ligase activity; ATP binding; tRNA binding
Source: RefSeq, a predicted model, not a curated record